AUGGCGGAGUCGUCGUCCUGUGCUGGGCCCGCGGAUUGUGAGUCGUCGAGCCUGUAUGCCGAUCUGCUGCUGGCCCUGGUGGGCCACGAGGGCGACAUAUUCGAGCGGGAUCCCAAACAUGGAGUCACACGCAUCAGUGGCACAGUACAUUGGGUGCCUGAAUCCGACAGACUACACCUGGAGCGCCUGUGUCGGCUAGGGGAUGCCUGUUCCGAGCUCCAGGGCUUCGUGGACUCCUCCUGGCAGCACUCCAGCCUCUACCGCGCCGCGCUGGCUCAAGGAAUAAGCGAGCUGCUGGACGUGUAUGAGAGCAGCGUCCUGGAGCUGGAGGAGCAGCUGAGCAGGCAGCCUGGCACCCCGGUCCUCGCCCUCUGCCACCGCCUCGAAGAGUUUCAGGCGCUACUCCCCGCCGUGGCCCGCCUGGUGCGCCACGUCAGCACCAGGGACCUGCGGGGCGCAUCCCUGCUGCACGCCGUGCACGCCGCCACGCGCUGCGGCGACCCCGACCUGGAGUCGUGCGCGCUGCGCCUGCUGUGGCACUGCCAGGGUGUCGUGCUGCGGCAGCUCCACGCCUGGUGCGUGCACGGCCAGGGGCCGGGGGAGUCGGACGAGUUCUUUGUGCGGCGGGUGGAGGACCCCGUGAAUGGCGGGGACCAGCCUUGUGCAGCAGACUGGGCGGCGGGGUUUGAGGUACCCAGCGCCGAGGCAGACCUGCCCCCCAGUGUCAGCACCCUCGCCGCCUCCAGCGCACUCUUCAUCGGCAGGGCCGUCCGUGUGCUGGCGGGGGCCGGCGACAGCGUGGAGACAGGAGCAGGCUCCGCCUCGCAUUCCUCAGCUUCCAUGCCGCCCUCAUCCCAUGCCCUGCCCGAGCUGCAGCCGCUGUCCCGCGGCCUGCUGGGCCUCUGCGCCGCCCCCAGCUUCCGCGCUGCGCAGCUAGACCGUCUGCUGGAAAGCGCGCGGGCCGGCCUGGCCACCCGGGUCUGGCACCUGCUGCGCAGCGCGGAGCUGGGCGCCCGCUUCGCCUCCAUGCGCGACUACUUCUUGCUGGAGCGGGGCGACUUUUACCAGCAGUUCCUGGUCGAGGCGAGCAAGGAGCAUGGGAAGAGGAUGGCCGCCCCCCUGCUGGCGCUGCCGCCCCGGCCGGCCACGGCCUCAGCCGACGUGGGCCUCCUCUUCCAGCAGGCCGCCGUGCACAGCAGCGCGGAUGGGGACCCCGCCUUCGGCGCCUUCACGCUGAGCUGGCACCCGCCCGGCGGCGGGUGCCCGCGCACAACGCCCGGCCUGCACGUCCCUGCGCAGGGCCCCUGGGACGGGCUGGCCCUGUCCGCGUCGCUGGACUGGCCGCUGCAGCUGCUCUUCCCCGCCGACACCCUGGCGGGGUACGGCGCGCUGUGGCAGCUGGCCUUCCGCCUGCGCCGCGCCGACGCCGACCUGGGCGCCGCCUGGGCGGCGCUACAGCGCAUGGGGCGCGGCGCGCGGCGCUCCGGCAAUCGCCGCGCCGCCGCGCUGGGCGCGCUGGGCGCCGCGCGCUCCGCCGCGGCCCACGUGCUCACCGCCCUCCGCACCUACCUCCACGCCGACGUCGUGGCGGCGGGCGGCGCAGAGCUGGCCGCCGCGCUGGCGCGCACGCGCGAGUUCGGCGCCGCGGAGGCCGCGCACCGCGCCUUCGUCCGCGACCUUGUGUCCCGCGCUUUCCUGGACGCCCGGCCCCUGGCCUCGCUCGUCCAGGCGCUGAUGGAGGCCGCCGCCAGGAUCUGCGCCCUGAUCCAGGACAUCGAGGGCGAGCGGCGUGACGCGGAGGCCACGCUCGGCGCGCUGAGGUCGCCGGAGCGCGAGCUGCGCCUGAAGAUGACGCUCCUGCUGCAGCUCCUGCAGUCCGGCACGCUGCAAACCCAGAGCAGGGCGCCGGCGCUGCGCCACCUGGUCCUGCGCCUGACCUACAACGGCUUCCUGGCGGCGGCCUGA
This is a messenger RNA of Auxenochlorella protothecoides, 1965 nucleotides long. Its product is annotated as Gamma-tubulin complex component 4-like protein. Gene Ontology annotation, cellular component: spindle pole; gamma-tubulin complex; equatorial microtubule organizing center. Lineage: Eukaryota; Viridiplantae; Chlorophyta; Trebouxiophyceae; Chlorellales; Chlorellaceae. Gene Ontology annotation, biological process: meiotic cell cycle; spindle assembly; microtubule nucleation. The transcript has 7 exons. Bases 1 to 1965 code for a protein of 654 amino acids. The record is from RefSeq and is a predicted model, not a curated record. Gene Ontology annotation, molecular function: microtubule minus-end binding; gamma-tubulin binding.